AUGAAAAUAUCAGAUGAUGAAAAAAAUGAAGCAAAUCAAACUGAAAAGCGAAAGUCUUCUGGAAAUGAAAAAGAACAUGAGCAACGCCGUCAACGUUUGGAACAGAAAGCGGAGGAAUACAAAGCUGAAAUUAAAAGGAAGGAGCGUCUUUUUAAGAUUUGUUUUUUUAUUCUAUUUGGGUUCAUCCUGUGGGUCCACUCCUGAAGUUUUAGAUUACCCAGGAUAUCAAGGCUUUGAAAGUCAAAGGCCCCUUCUAUAGUAAUGG
Messenger RNA from Meloidogyne enterolobii, 265 nucleotides. Lineage: Eukaryota; Metazoa; Nematoda; Chromadorea; Rhabditida; Meloidogynidae. The record is from the annotation of a GenBank genome assembly.